Rhinopithecus roxellana (golden snub-nosed monkey) is the source of this 2649-nucleotide messenger RNA. It is a transcript of the gene CRTAM, whose product is annotated as cytotoxic and regulatory T cell molecule. Gene Ontology annotation, molecular function: signaling receptor binding. The coding region runs from base 216 to 1397 and encodes 393 amino acids. Gene Ontology annotation, biological process: positive regulation of natural killer cell mediated cytotoxicity directed against tumor cell target; detection of tumor cell; cell recognition. The record is from RefSeq and is a predicted model, not a curated record. NCBI's taxonomy places the organism in Eukaryota, Metazoa, Chordata, Mammalia, Primates, Cercopithecidae. The transcript is spliced from 10 exons. Gene Ontology annotation, cellular component: plasma membrane.
AUCAAGAUAAUACAUGUGGUCCCCAAAAUGUUCCACCAGGAGGUGUUUUGGGGGCAGUUAACUAAGAGGGGGCUUCCAGACAGAUGGAGGAGUUGAUAUAUAUGAGGUCACAGAUCUACUCCCUCUCCCCCUUCAAAAGAAACUACUCGGCUCCAUUUGUCUCAGAAUCUAGAGGAAGUUGACAAAGGUGCCACAGCAGCACAGCACAGUACAAUAUGUGGUGGGGAGUUUUCAGCUUGCUGGCUUGGUUCCCCUUACAAGAGGCCUCUCUGACUAACCACACAGAAACCAUCACCGUGGAGGAAGGCCAGACGCUCACUCUAAAGUGUGUCACUUCUCUAAGGAAGACCUCCUCCCUCCAGUGGCUGACCCCCUCAGGGUUCACCAUUUUUUUAAAUGAGUAUCCUGCUUUUAAAAAUUCCAGAUACCAGCUUCUCCAUCACUCGGCCAAUCAGCUCUCCAUCAGCGUGUCUAACGUAACCCUGCGAGAUGAAGGCGUGUACAAGUGCUUACAUUACAGCGACUCUGUGAGCACAAAGGAAGUGAAAGUGAUUGUGCUGGCAACUCCUUUCAAGCCAAUCCUGGAAGCUUCAGUUAUCAGAAAGCAAAACGGAGAAGAACAUGUUGUACUCAUGUGCUCCGCCAUGAGAAGCAAGCCCCCUCCACAGAUAACCUGGCUACUUGGGAAUGGCGUGGAGGUCUCUGGUGGAACCCACCAUGAAUUUGAAACUGAUGGGAAGAAAUGUAAUACUACCAGCACUCUCAUAAUCCACACUUACGGCAAAAAUUCAACAGUGGACUGCAUUAUCCGGCACAGAGGCCUGCAAGGGAGAAAACUAGUAGCACCCUUCCGGUUUGAAGAUUUGGUUACUGAUGAAGAGACAGCUUCAGAUGCUCUGGAGAGAAACUCUGUAUCCUCUCAAGACCCACAGCAGCCCACCAGUACUGUGUCGGUAAUGGAAGAUUCUAGUACAUUGGAAAUUGAUAAAGAAGAGAAAGAACAAACCACUCAAGAUCCUGACUUGACCACCGACGCAAAUCCUCAGUAUUUAGGAUUGGCAAGGAAGAAAAGUGGCAUCCUGCUGCUCACGCUGGUGUCCUUCCUCAUCUUCAUACUCUUCAUCAUAGUCCAGCUCUUCAUCAUGAAGCUGCGGAAAGCACAUGUCAUAUGGAAGAAAGAAAACGAAGUUUCAGAACACACACUGGAAAGUUACAGAUCAAGGUCAAAUAAUGAAGAAACAUCAUCUCAAGAGAAAAAUGGCCGAUCUUCCCACCCUGUGCGUUGCAUGAACUACAUCACAAAGUUGUACUCAGAAGCAAAAACAAAGAGGAAGGAAAAUGUACAGCAUUCAAAAUUAAACGAAAAGCACACCCAAGUGCCAGAGAGUAUCGUGUAGUGCUCUCUGCAACAGAACAUGUGAUUUCAGGGUUGCCGCAGUGUCACCUCAGUGGACCAGCCUGGGGGAAGGAGCUUAAUUGCUGAGACGUUAGCAAUGACCUCGCAGUGCAAUGCAAGACGGUGUCCUUGGAUAAUGAUCCGCCCCAGAGCUAGGGCAGCAACGUGAGGACCAAACCAUGCACAUAAAGCUUGUAGUUUAAAAAAGAAAAGAAAAAAAAAAAAUUAUGUCUGACACUACUUCAGAGCAGGAGGAUUCUACGAAGCCUUGGGGAUCAGGGUCAAUGUGACCAGCUAACAUCUUACCUCAAAUGGAACAGGAUUUUUCAGAUGCUUUGCUCUAAUGGAACUGCUUUAAAAAAAUUUUUUUUUUGUUUAAUAUUUUCUUCUGGUCACAAAAUAAAGAAAUUUGGGAUGCAAAGUACCUAAAGAUCUCUGAUCCUAAGAAGUUACUUCUGGCCGGGCGUGGUGGCUCACGCCUGUAAUCCCAGCAGUUUGGGAGGCUGAGGUAGGCGGAUCACUUGAGGUCAGGAGUUCGAGACCAGACUGGCCAACAUGGUGAAACCCUGUCUCUAUUAAAAAUGCAAAAAUUAGCCAGGUGUAGUGGUGUGCACCUGUAGUCUCAGAUACUCGGGAGACUGAGGCUGGGAAAUCACUUGAACCUGGGAGGUGGAGAUUGCAGUAAGUCGAGAUUGCACCACCACACUCCAGCCUGGGCGGCUGAGGGAGAUUCUGUCUCAAAAAAAAAAAAAAAAAAAAAAAGAAGUUACUUCUAAGACAGACUUUAAAGAUGUAACCAGCACAAACCAAUGUCAGGGAGGAGUGAUGCAUGACAAUAAAUGAGUCAGAUGGGCAUGAAGGUCCUAGAACCCAUGCCCCAAGGCACAAAGAAGAGCUCAAGGUAGGCCCAAAGAUUCGAAUUUCUUAGAUUACUAAACCACCUGAGCUGACCUUGUCUGUCAGACAAGAUUUUUACCUGGAGAUUCCAUGACAAAUACAUGUGCAAAAGAAAAUGAUGGGUUUAAUUUACUGAUUAUUGACCUAAUGGAUGGCUUUUUAAAAUUUUUUAAUAAAAAGCAGACUAUAUGUUUUUCUAGUGGCUAUACCAAGUUAUACUUCCUGUUUUCAUAUGUGAAAGUAACUGGGACAUGCCUUUCUUUUUCAAUCAGUUUAUUUAAGCUAUACAGCAAACUCUGGCAUUUAUGUGGAGCAUUUCUCAUUGUUGGAAUCUGAAUAAACCGAUUACAAAAUAA